Crotalus tigris (Tiger rattlesnake) is the source of this 4610-nucleotide messenger RNA. It is a transcript of the gene ARHGAP18, whose product is annotated as Rho GTPase activating protein 18. The transcript is spliced from 15 exons. Gene Ontology annotation, molecular function: GTPase activator activity. Gene Ontology annotation, biological process: signal transduction; regulation of small GTPase mediated signal transduction; regulation of actin filament polymerization. The coding region runs from base 409 to 2346 and encodes 645 amino acids. The record is from RefSeq and is a predicted model, not a curated record. Gene Ontology annotation, cellular component: cytoplasm. Lineage: Eukaryota; Metazoa; Chordata; Lepidosauria; Squamata; Viperidae.
CACUGCGGGUUCGAGUCGAAAUGAUCCCGCCUGCAUGAGCCUGGGCGACCGCAGGCGCGCGCUCUGCCGCCAUCUGGGAGAGUCGGGGUGACGGAAGGGUGCGUGUGGCGGCUGCAGGCAGCGACGGGCGGAGGAAGCCCGCCAGAAUCGCACUGAGCGCCUGCCUGCUCCUCUCAUCCCCGCUGGCAUUAGCGGCGGCGGGAGGACCAAGGUCGGCGUUGCCCGGGCAGUUGAGGCGGCAGAGCCAAGCCCCAGCGGCCUCCUUUCGUCGCCUUGUGGUUCGUUCUCCGAGGGCGCCAGAAGAGCAAAAGUCAAAGCGUUUGGAGACCUCUAGAGUCGGAACGCUCCGCCAGGCUCCUCAGCUCCUCGGACUCUCCUUGGAUCUCUGAGAAGGUGAAUCCCGCCUAGAUGGUUACCGUGGUGACCAAGCUCGUGCAUUAUCUGCACCUCAGCCGGAGGUCUGGUCAGUAUACAAUGAAUCAUGAUAACUCUAAGAAGCCUUCAGGGAAGCUCCCUUGUGAGCAUUCAGGAUCUCAAGAUUCACUUGAUGAAUUAUCCAUGGAUGACUAUUGGAAAGAACUUGAAAAUAUCCAUGAAACAAGAAGUGAUAACCAUGAAGAACGUGACCUGGUUGUGGUGAAAGAGCCUGAUGAGGGUGAAUUGGAAGAAGAGUGGUUAAAAGAAGCAGGUCUGUCAACGCUUUUUGGUGAAGCUGCUGGAGAUUCCCAUGAAAGUAUGGUGGUUUUGGCUACCUUGACCAGAACUCAGGCUAUAGCAGUGCAGAAGCGAGUUGAUACCAUCACCCAGACAAUGAGGAAGAAAAACAAACAGUACCAAGUUCCUGAUGUGAGAGAGAUCUUCAAGCAACAAAAUGAAUCAAUGGAAAAAGAAUCUGGCAUUGAUCACCAGCCUGUAAAAGCAGAAGGAAAAAAAGAAAGUGUACAAGAAAAAGCCAAGGAAGCAUAUGAACAUAUCGAUAAUUGUCCAAGAGAAGAUUUGCCACCAUCUGAAACAGACAUUAAUUUGGAAAUAUCAUUUUCUGAACAAGCAGUUAAUCUCAAAAAUAACUCUGUAAGUGACGUGUUAAAAGACAAAGAAGAUGACACUCUGCUUCCUAACUUCAGAUUUCCGAAGGACAAAACAGGUACAACAAAAAUUGGAGAUCUUGCACCUCAGGAUAUGAAGAAAAUCCAUGCGUUGGCCCUGAUUGAACUGACUGCUCUUUUUGACAUACUUGGAAUUGAACUGAAACCACAAAAAGCAGCAAAAAUUAAAGUGAAAGAAUCUGGUCUUUUUGGUGUUCCACUCUUGGUUUUGCUAGAACAUGAUCAAAAGAGACUUCCAAGUAUCCGGACACCAUUUAUCUUUCAAAAACUCAUUUCUCAGAUAGAAGAGGGAAAACUGGAAACAGAAGGAUUGCUUCGAAUACCAGGAGUUGCUGCUAGAGUAAAGAACCUUUGCCAAGAGCUAGAAUCAAAAUUUUACGAAGGGACUUUCAACUGGGACAGUGUCAAACAGCACGAUGCAGCCAGCCUUCUAAAAUUCUUCAUCCGAGAAUUGCCACAACCCUUAUUCACUGUGGAGUACCUUAAGGCUUUCCAGGAUGUGCAGAAGCUUCCAACCAAGAAACAUCAGCUUCAAGCACUGAAUCUUUUGAUUCUUCUUCUCCCAGAGGGAAAUAGAGAUACACUCAAGGUGCUGCUUGAAUUUCUUCAAAGAGUGAUCGAUCUUCGAGAUAAAAACAAGAUGAACCUCAAGAAUGUUGCCAUGGUUAUGGCUCCAAACCUCUUCAUGUUUCAUGGUUUGGGUGCCAAGCCCACAGAACAAAGCGAGUUUGUUAUGGCAGCUGGGACAGCAAAUGUCAUGCGCUUUAUGAUUAAAUACCAGAAUCUUCUUUGGACUAUUCCUACGUUUCUUGUGAACCAAGUAAGAAAGCAGAACGCUGAAAGUCAGAAAAAGGAGCGAAAGGACAAAGCCAUGAGGAAACUUCUGAAAAAAAUGGCCUACGAUCGAGAAAAACAUGAGAAGCAAGAUAAAAGUAUCGGCGAUCAAAAGAGCGGCAAUGAUGCCGAUAUUCCAGAGGGAGUAAUACGGGUUCAAGCACCUCAUCUUUCCAAAGUUUCCAUGGCAAUUCAACUGACGGGAGAGCUAAAAGCUGGUGAUAUCAUUGCCAGGUUCCUCAGCCAGAAAAGUGGAAAUGUACAAGGUUUGAAGAAAGAAGAGUUGUUUUUACAUGAAGUAGGAGGAAAUAUUGGUGAACGAUGCCUAGAUGAUGACACUUUCAUGAAGGACUUGUAUCAGCUGAACCCAAAUGCUGAAUGGAUUAUAAAAUCAAAAAAUGGUUGAAGUUCUGAAUCUAUAAAGAGACUUUCGGCAACACUGUAAUAUUCAGAUGCGACAGAAUCAAAGGACGCUGAAUUCACUUGAGACUUAGAUGUGUUGCACUGUUGAGGAGUACUGUGCUACAAAGUUAGUCUCCUGCUUCUCUCAAGUAAAGGAGAGCUACUGCAGGAAAAUUAAUAGGACAGGAAUCUUUGUGAUCUCACUGAUUUUGUUGGAAGGGACUGAAUCUGCAGUUCUUGUUGUAAACACCACUGUGCCUUUGGUAUGGUCCACUGGAUUAUUAAUUUCUUCAGGUCGCUCGUGAUGGAGCCAGCACCAAUUUUCUUAAUAAAGACAUUUAUUUAAAAGAAAAUAAGAAAAGUAUUUCUUCAUUGGUUCAGAACAUCUUCAACUGUACUUUUCUGUCAUAAGAUAUGAUGUGGUGGUGGUGGUGUAAUAGGCACUAUUAAUAUUAAGCAGGAUCUAUUUGUUUAUUCUAGUUCAGUAACCUCCAGGAAUAUAUUUAUUGAACAUAAUGUGAAUGAUUUGAUAUAACUUUCUUUAUUGGGUGAUACUUCCCAAGAUCAGUAAUAAAAGUGUCAGGAAAGUGAAGAAUUGCAAGAACCUGUGUCUUUUUUUUUCCUGUACAUCAAAGGUAAUCCUGAGGAGUUAUCUAUCAUCUUUUAAUCUUAACGAGUUUCAAUUUUUUAAAAAAAAAUAAUUACCCCAUUGAUGUAAUAUGCAAUCACGAUUGGGUAUUCACAUUUAGCAAUUUAGACCUGUCAAUGAAUAUUGAGAAUGCUUAAAUGCUCCAAGUGCACUGGAUAUUCAUUUCACUCAGUUUUUCAUGGGUGACUAAGAAUUCUGGGAUUUGUAUAGUUUAUUUUUAAUGACCACAAUUGGGACAAUAUAAUCCUCAUUUAUUGACCAUUUAACUUGGUUGUUAAGUGAAGAGAUCACUAAGUGAAAUUAUGUGAUUACAAUCUUAUUUCAGCUUUCCUAUGCUGCAUAGAUCUAUGAAAGUUGUAAAUGCAUGGAUUGGUUGCAAAGUUACUUUUUCAUUACUGUCAUAACUGUUAAUGGUUGCUAAAUGAGGCAAUUACUACCUGUAACAUCAACAUACUUUGUGGAUGCCAGAUUGCAAAGUCUGAACUAUGUGGAUUUGUCAACAAAUAUGUGGGGUACGUAUAGUCCAAGAGCUGUCUUUGCAAGCCUUUGGGUCCCAGAACACGCUUCAAACCUGUCCCCAACUUGUAAGUUUUGGUUUAUUGGAAAUGAAAAAUCACUAAGUACAUUGGCACUAAUUUCAUUGACUAUAUUUAAUGUAAGUUAAUUUUAUACUGAAAUAAAUAUACAUUUUGGCCAUUUAUUCUUCCUAAUGUACAGUUUUUCUUCUGGCCAUUUAUUUUCCUAUAGUACACUUUGAAGUGUUGUUCAAAGUUUUAAGUGUGGCUCUUUGGCUAGAAAACAAAAUACGCUCCUUGUCAUAGAAAGAUCCAUGAUCAAUAUUAUAUAAGCCAGGAAAUUUAUUUACUAUGAUUUAUCUAAAUAAUGUUUAUUAAGAAGGAGGGUAUUGAAGUACAAUAGAUAGAUAAAUAUUAACAUUAAUGCCUUUGAAUUAUAAAUUCUAAUCUUGAUGCUUACAAUGUAUUGCUUUCCAUUCUCGACAGAUUAAGCUGACUGAAAUUAUACAUAACUUAAAAUAUGGCUACCCAAAAUUGAAGAAAUUAAGAGAAUUUAUAAACAUACAUACAGCACGUGUAUAUCCCAGGCAAUGAUUUACCUGCUAGAAGUGGAUCUCACACGAGGAUGUGCCACAGUUGAAUACAUGACCAUACAGGAAUGUUACCAUGGUUGGUUUUUUGUUCUUCAUAAAACAAAAGUCAACAAAGCUUUACAUUUUUUAGAAAUACAAAACAAUAAUUUUCCAGAGAAUUUAUAUAAUAUGAGAAAGAAUACACUUUUUUAAAAAAAAUAUGCCUUUGUUCCUCAUGAUAACAUUUUUACCAAUGCAUUGUGAUCUGUUGGGUCUCUGACUUUGUCAUUUGCUGGCUUCAUGUAUUGGCAAAGUUGUGUCUGAUUUGCUAUUCAGUGGCAAAUAAAAAGUAUGUGAGUUGCAGGGAAAUUGAACUUAAAUCCUUCGCUGGGAUUUGGUAACUGAUAUUUCCUGUUAAUCAAGUUCUAGUCUCCCACCAUCUGUGUAAAUCUAAUUAAUAGGAAAGCUCAUGUGAACAUGCCAGAAAGAGCAAUAAUGGUAACCAACAAUAAACUUUUGCUGUUUUUGCUUU